CAUCUGGAGAGUGGAGACCUGGUGAGAAGCAGUGGGCAGGAGGAGGCGGGUGGUGUGUGUCUUCCGUCACCCUGACCCGGUGGAAAGAGGAGCAGAGUGUUUUGCUUGGUCUCCUUGGUGAGCAUGGUGAUCGUCUGAGUGGGCCAGAUUGUUUGGUUUCACGCCCUAUUGUGCUACUUUUGAUCACGUUGGACUUUAAAAAAUAGCCAAACGUUUGUUAGCCGUAGUUGUGCUGGGGACAGUACUGGUCAGUACCUGAGUCAGAAGCUGAGAAACGACCUCGAUAUGAUGAAGGCAUUAGCAACAAACGCCCACUAGGGCGUCGCUGAGGCUUGGGUGUAGUCGACAGCCGCCUCGACCUCAGUGGAGGACGGCCACAACAGACUGUGAUUGAAAGUUCUGAAAUGAUUCAACUCGGAUCCUAUAUUUUUGGAUGAUAAAGACAAAGAUACCGUGACACAUUAUAAUAUGAACAUUCUUUAAAGCAGGCCCAUGCCCAUGUCUACAAAUGAUAUCUAUACGAAUAGCCACAAGAUGGCGUUCCUUGCUUAAGGGCCUCGGCACAGAACCAAUUACAAGCAAGUUGCAACUGUUAAAAAAAACAUAGUAAAAUAAUAUUUAACGUUAUCUUUCCAACAAUUUUUUUUUGUGAUCAUAAAACUCUCAGGCAUUAACCUCAACAUUCCAAGUUAUUGUUGGUAGGCCAGAGCAGUGCAGUUCAUUGUUGUUCUUUGGUGUCCCCUUGGGCCCUAAAGUUGAUAAAUCUAUGCAGUCAUUCAUAUGUGCAUCAUUUUCGGCCGCCAUUAAGGAGCCUCUGCGACGGUUUUACACACAAUCGAUUUUAGAGUUUAACACUAAGCUGUGCUGGAAGGUAAAAUCUAACCAUGACUUGUUGGCAACUUGCAAAGUCCUUUUACAAUUCCCCAGCAACAAUUAUUUACAUUUUUAUAUUCAAGUUGAAGUGGUGUGGUUGUCCCUGUAUGAGCGCGAAAAAACGAUUUUUAUGGUAAGCAUCCGGUCGAGCUAAUGUGACGAAGCACACGAUUACGUUUGUUUCUCCCCACUGAACAAUUCAACUUACUACCCUCACGAAGGUGAAGAAGCCGAAGACGAUGGACUGGUUCCACUGUAACCGAUGUUUCAGGAGGAAAGGGCCCAAGUUCUUCGUCUCCAGUUGUGGCCAUAUCUGCUGUGAGGGUUGCAUCAACUCCACAGAACAAUGCACCGUUUGUGGAGCCAGUUGUCAUUAUCUGCCUCUUACAGAUGCGAUGAAGCCACAGGAAGAAGUGUUUUUCAAGGACCCUGUGAAACUUAUUCAAACACGGCUUGAGCACAUAACACAGAUUGCCCUCUUUCAACGCAAACAGAAGGAGCGAGUAACGGCCUACUUCAAGCAUAAGUCUUCUGAACUGGAGAGACGCCUGAAGGAGGCCACAGAGCAGGGUUACAGGCAAGUCUGUGAGCUGAAAAGACAAAAUGCAGAGUUGAAGAAGCCUCUUUCUCAGAGAAGGGUCUCACCGGGACAAUUUCUAACAAGCAGUGCCCACAGGAUAUCUCUUCCAGUUGCGGUCACACCUCCAGUGACACCUUGCCCACAGAAUAUGAGUCAUCCCAGCUCGGCCGAAUCCCAGGGGAGAGCUAGAGGCCCACGGCUUUCCCUCACGACACCACCUGGAUCGGCCCGGUCCAUGUCCACUCAUACUUCCCAUCAGGACUUCAGUACACCAGUCUCCUAUACUCCUCCAUUCAGGGCGGGAAAUCAAAACCCAAAUGUUUUCCAGUUUCAGUUAUUCAGUGGAUCAUCCCUACAGUCUCCCAGACCUGGGAGAAAUUGGCACUGAAAUCCAUUUAGUGGUCACGUUUCUGGUCAAUUUAGUCACGAUGAGGUCAUCCCAUUUAUGGUAAACCCUAGGUUUGUUUUUGUAGUUGAAUGACUUGUUCGUUUUGCACAGGCCAUGUGGCAUUAUGCUGUUUAAGAUAUAUAUCCAUUCAUAGGUUUUCAUAUUCUAUAUUUUAUUCAUAAGAAAAUGGCUGGAAAAGUUAAUUUCUAUUCAUGGUUUCAAAAAACAUGCAGUUUUUGUACCAAUAAACUUUUAUUAGCAUU
Messenger RNA from Gadus chalcogrammus (walleye pollock), 2104 nucleotides. RefSeq names its product RING finger protein 212B-like. The transcript has 13 exons. Bases 1113 to 1841 code for a protein of 242 amino acids. The record is from RefSeq and is a predicted model, not a curated record. Gene Ontology annotation, biological process: protein sumoylation; reciprocal meiotic recombination; homologous chromosome pairing at meiosis. Gene Ontology annotation, cellular component: synaptonemal complex. Gene Ontology annotation, molecular function: SUMO transferase activity. NCBI's taxonomy places the organism in Eukaryota, Metazoa, Chordata, Actinopteri, Gadiformes, Gadidae.